Molecule: messenger RNA, 1000 nt
Organism: Lucilia cuprina (Australian sheep blowfly)
Lineage: Eukaryota; Metazoa; Arthropoda; Insecta; Diptera; Calliphoridae
Exons: 1
Coding region: 158-1000 (280 amino acids)
Source: RefSeq, a predicted model, not a curated record
UGAUAUAGUGUAUGCAAAUGUAAUCCUAAAAAUUUUAAUAUUUUAUUUAAAUAAAAUUGUAUUCUUAAACAUAUAUUUUUUUCUUUGAGAUAGAAUAUUAUUAAUUUCCGGUGUUACCGGAUUCAAUAUAUUUAAAUACGAUUCGCCGUUGGUAACCAUGGAUUAUGGAAGCGGCUGGGUAAUAAAUGGAUACUUUAAACUAGUUCACACAAUCAAUCUAGAGCAAUACGAAAAAGUUUUGGAAAAUUUGGAAGAAACCAUGAAACGAAAUACGAACCCAACUCCAAUGAGAACCAUUAUGGAAUUUCACCUCAAUAUCACGAAAUUGAGGCUAUGUGAAUUGGAGAAUAUCCACGAAAGAAGACCACGAUCCAUAAAUUGGAUUGGAUCCGCUUGGAAAUGGAUUGCGGGCUCACCGGAUGCAAUUGACUGGGAUAAUAUUCUUCAGAGACAGGACAAGAUAGUGGCAAACAACAAUAAUCAAUAUAUUAUAAAUGAACAAAUUUUCAAUAUUUCACAAGCGUCAAUUGGGAAACUUAAUGAAAUAGUGUCAUACACUAAUUCCAUCAACAAGAGAAUGGAUUCAGAAAAUAUGGAAAUUUUUCUAUCAAAUAAAAUCCAUGUAUUAAAAGAACAAAUCUCUGAAAUUGUGAGAGUAUCACAGAUGGCAAAAACGAGUAUCGUGAACACCAAUUUACUUGACCAGCUCGAAAUUGAGAAAAUAAUUUCAGAAGAAGAAUCCUCACCAUACCAAAAUUUAAUUGAAGUAGCGGAAUACGCCAAGCCUUCCAUGUAUAUCAAUGGAACUAUUUUACUUUACGUAAUAUCCGUACCAAAGGUAACAUCACAAAAGUAUCGAGUGAUCCUGGCAAGAGCUACAUCAUUGAAGGGAAAAAAGGUUAAUCUUAGAUACCACAACCUAAUGGUAAAUGAAGAUGAAACAUAUGGCAUAAUUGAAGGACCUUGGUCUUCAAUUCAACGAAGAAGCGAUAGCUUGUGA